GGAGUGUGCAGCAUAUCGUUUUAUUGUUUUAUUUUAUUUUUAGUCAUAAAAUUGUAGACUUGUAACGCUGUAAAUCCACCCUGCUGCGUUAUAUUUUCGCACUUUCACACGUUCAGUUUUUUAUUCAGUUUGCUGUAUACUUUAUUUAUUGUGGAGUAUUAUUUACUCGGUAUUUAAUAAUGUCAUCUAAUCAACCAUACUCACCUUUUAUGUCUCAUCGCUUCAACAUGAACCUGCUGGUCAGGCCCUUUUCCGCGCACAUCAAACCCGCACAUGUCACCGCCUCCAUGAUGCCAAGGGUUCAUACCGGAAGUGUAAAGUUUUUCGACUCCGGAAAGGGUUUUGGAUUUAUUAUCCCUCACAGGUCCAUUGACGGGAAUGCCGAAGUAUUCGUGCACCAUACAGUCAUCCACAACAAGGGCGGCUUCAAGAGCCUGGCCGAAGGUGAGGUGGUCGAGUUUAACGCAACGCGGGUGACCGGCCCAAACGGCUCUUUUGUGCAGGGCGAGCGGUACCCUCGAUUUAGGCCAAAGGAGCUCGAAGGCAAUGCUGACAGCGCUCGAUCAGUGGCUGUUGGCCCUUAUUUUGGUUACCCUCACUACCCACUGCCGCCAAUGCAAGCCAAUUACCCACAAGUUAUAGCUUACAGUAACCAAAUGGCACAGUCGGACUUUGGUGUAUUUGCCUACCCGGGUGUACAAUCGGGAAACCUGGGGUUUAUGCUUCCCCAGCCGACGCCUACUAAUUCUUUCGCCGAAGAAAACUCGCACGCUCAGCCAUCUAUUACACAACAGUACUACAGCACAGGUCUACCGGCGUAUUAUCCGCAGCAGCAGCAGCAGCAAACGGUAAUUAGCGCUCCGUUUGCUAGACAGAUGCCAGAGCUGUACAGAACGUCGGCGUUUACGUCGCAGCCAGCUAUAACCACAACAACGAUGUCGUACACCGUGCCGAACAACUACCCAGCUUCGACCAUGUCCCAUCAAUCUCAGGAGUUUACGGCAUCGUUUAGUCGCAAGAGCUCGGGACUCUCGAUGGCACAGCCGAACUCCAGCGUUCAACUUUAAAAACAUUAAUCCUUUUGUUGCAGUUGUAGCCAUACAUACCAAAUUUCAGAAUUUCUAUACUUUCUAUACUUAUUUAUUUAUAAAAAAAU
Kickxella alabastrina is the source of this 1156-nucleotide messenger RNA. RefSeq lists its product as uncharacterized. Gene Ontology annotation, molecular function: nucleic acid binding. Gene Ontology annotation, biological process: regulation of gene expression. The record is from RefSeq and is a predicted model, not a curated record. The coding region runs from base 180 to 1067 and encodes 295 amino acids. The transcript has 4 exons. Gene Ontology annotation, cellular component: nucleus. NCBI's taxonomy places the organism in Eukaryota, Fungi, Kickxellomycota, Kickxellomycetes, Kickxellales, Kickxellaceae.